Prosopis cineraria is the source of this 1809-nucleotide messenger RNA. Its product is annotated as phenylacetaldehyde reductase-like. The record is from RefSeq and is a predicted model, not a curated record. Lineage: Eukaryota; Viridiplantae; Streptophyta; Magnoliopsida; Fabales; Fabaceae. The transcript is spliced from 6 exons. Bases 534 to 1523 code for a protein of 329 amino acids. Gene Ontology annotation, molecular function: oxidoreductase activity, acting on the CH-OH group of donors, NAD or NADP as acceptor.
UUGAAACAUACGCUACUUAAAAUUGACUGCCUAAAUUAGCCAUUCGGCCAAUUUUCUAAUUUAUUUUGAAUUUUGACGGAUUUAAUUUAAUUUUCUCCAUGAUUAGUUCUAUAAAAUUUCAGCGUGAUUCCAACUCUUAAAGUUCAACCAAGCUGUAGUGUUGAGCAGAUUCAAGUUAUGUAUACAUAUUUAUAUCCCUCACUCAUGACGCCGAACACAGACUCCAAGCCCCGUUUUUUGAAAGAAAAGUGAAUCAAAAGCCUACACUGUUACCCAUUCUAUUCUUACGCAUGGCACAAAAUUAAAAUUCCACUCAAAUGCAUGAAAUUGAAGCUACACAUGUCUCUUCUUCCAUCUGUGGCUGAAAGCACACACGUCAAUUAACCGCCGCUUUGAUGAAGAUGAUACGUUAAAGCCAACAAUAUGCCGACUUUGUUUUCUGUAAACAAUGGGUACAAAUCGCAGCCGGAAAAUAAAAACCAAUCGAUGGACUUGCCAAAGUUCAAGCAGUGUAUUAGGAAAAACGAAUAAGAAUGGAAAGCAACAGUGGGAAAGGAAAGGUGGUGUGUGUCACUGGUGCAACUGGCUUUAUUGCCUCAUGGAUCGUCAAGCUUCUUCUUCUUCGUGGUUAUACAGUCAAGGGGACUGUUCGUGACCCAAAUGAUUCAGGAAAGGUAGGGCACUUGCUUAAACUUGAAGGGGCAAAGGAGAGACUGCAGCUGAUUAAAGCAAAUCUCCUGGAAGAAGGUUCCUUUGACCAGGCUGUUGAGGUGUGUGAGGGCGUCUUUCAUACUGCAUCUCCUGUUGCUUUCUAUGUCAAAGACCCACAGACUGAAUUAAUUGACCCUGCAGUCAAGGGAACUCUCAAUGUUCUUAAAUCAUGUGCAAAAUCACCAUAUGUGAAACGAGUUAUUUUGACUUCUUCCUUGGCUGCAGUUGUAUAUAAUGGAAGGCCUAUGACUCCUGAAGUUGUAGUUGAUGAGACUUGGUUUUCAAACCCGGAUAUCUGUAGGGAAAAUAAGUUCUGGUAUGCACUUUCCAAGACUUUGGCUGAAGAUGCUGCCUGGAAAUUUUCAAAAGAAAACAGCAUUGAUAUGGUUGCUCUCAACCCAACAGUGGCGAUUGGGCCACUCUUGCAACCAUCACUUAAUGAAAGUUCUGCUGCAGUAUUGAAUAUUAUAAAUGGUGCGAAAACAUUUCCAAAUUUAUCUUUUGGAUGGAUCAAUGUGAAAGAUGUUGCAAAUGCCCAUAUUCAAGCAUUUGAGAUUUCUUCAGCUAGCGGAAGGUAUUGUUUGGUUGAGACAACAUUGCACUACUCUGACGUUGUGAAGAUUUUACUUGAGCUAUACCCAACUUUACAACUUCCAGAGAAGUGUGACUGUGAGGACGAUAAGGCCUUCAUGCCAGUGUAUCAGGUUUCCAAAGAAAAAGCAAGGACCUUGGGAAUUGAGUUUAUUCCCCUGGAAGCGAGCCUGAAGGAGACUCUGGAAAGCUUGAAAGAAAAGAACUUAGUCAAUUUUUAAUCGUGAUCAUUCCCUUAAAAUUAAGUAUUGUUAGCCUUAAGCAUGCUUAAAAAAUAAGUGCCUCUGGUGUUAACAAGUCCAUAUCCUUUGUGGCAAGAUAUCUACCAGCCUUGGGAAGUGAUGAUGACUUUGACAUUAUGAACUCCAUAAUAACAAUGUGUUUGUGCAAAGUCUAUCAGAAAAUAUAUUCUCCAUGAGCUCCUAGAAUUGAUGUGGAUGUGGUUGGAUAUGUUGAUGCACAUCUUUAUUUGUGUGUGUUGGAUUAAAGGAUAUUUUUAUUCUUGAA